CAUCUACCACAACAUCAGCUGACUUUGUUGCACAGGAAGCUUCACCAGACUCACUGAAGUGCCCCUCACAAGCCCACAGCCACAGACAUGUUUCUCCACUGUUAUGAGAUGUGGCACUCCAGGAAUGAAGAUUAGGAUAAGUGAAGUAUAAUUUUACACCCACCACACGUGACAGAAUAAAUUCAUUGCUGAUCUCUUCUCUUCUUCGUCAUCACUGGUAUGCUGCAAUAACCGUUAAUGACCACCAGAUGUCAUCCUUCUGACUGAGUUGAAGCAGGGUACAAUGGUUACCCUGCAAAUACACAAUCACUUUUAAUUGCGUUAUUUGAAUCAUCCAAAUACAUUACACAAUCCAGUCAGUCACACACUCAGGUCGGGAGCAUGCCCAAGGCUCAUUCACAUUUGCAGCCUUGAUCUUUUUUUUUUAUAUCAAGGUUGCAAAUGCAGCCCACUGCUCCUCAGCCUCCAUUCACAAAAUCAGCAUCAGUAGUGUUGAAGAAGUUACAGAGUGGCCAUGAGAGAUAAAUUAGUCUCCAAGUCUCCAAUCUUAACUGAGUUUCAAAAUGUUCACAAUUCUCUCUCUCUCAUAUAUACGGCCAUUUUCAUAAUGUAACAUUGUGGUGCACUCUUUGUAGCUGAUCAUAUUUUGUUCAAAUCAAGUCCCCUGAUGGUUAAUAAAGGUGUCCCACAAGGAUCAAUAUUAGGUCCCCCUCUAUUUACUUUUUGCAUAACAUAUUUAUUUUCAUAUUUAUUUAUAUAUAUAGAUAUAUAUAUAUAUGAUGACAUCACCUAAUCACUUUAAGGUUCUCAUUAUAACUUAUUGAGCACUCCACAGACAGGCCCCUAUGUACAUUUCUGACCUGCUGCUACCUAACAUCACCAGCAGGUCACUUAUAGUUCUUCCGACCAGGACCUACUUGUUGUCCCUCGCACACGAUUAAAAACAAAAGGUGAUGGCGCAAAUGGAAGCCAUGGCUCCGUCACUAUGGAAUGCUCUUCCGGCUGACAUGAAAUCUGCCGGCUCUGUUGAUGCAUUAUUUAUUCAAACUGGCCUUUGUGUAGUUUUCUGCCAUUUUUUUUUGUCUGACUGGCACAGUUUUAAUUAAUCAUUGUAUGCUUUUGUAUUCCUGUAGGCACUUUGUGACCUACUCUGUGAAAGGUGCCAUAUCAAAUAAACUUGACUUACUAACUAACUUAAUUACUUACCUUGUACGCCAUCAGCUCUACUGCAAACCAGACCUUAACCAGGUAACAGUCUGCCUUUGACAAUCUCCACACCAAUUUUAUUUCCAUAAAGUGUUUUCUGAACACAUUUCACAACAGCAUAAAGCUUCCUUACUUCUGUUAAGAAUAUUGGAAGUUGAUAAUCCAAAAGAUACUAUAGAAUAUGAAAUAUUUAAUACAUUUGGUUAGAUAUAGCUCAAAAUCUCAAUUCUAUUUUGAUUCACUCAGAAACAGAAAUAAAUUACAUCUACAUCUAAUUUACUAACUGCACUCAAUAAUGGAGAUAUCAUGUAUGCUAAUGCAAAACAAGCAAUUCAAAAAACAGCAAUUAAUUCCACUUCGCAGAAAUUUGUCCUACUGGUCCCGUGAUGACAGAGUGAGCAGGUUGAAUCAGUGAUUAAAUAUUAGGUGGGCAGCAACAGAAACUAGAUCAGAGACAGAUUAUUAUGAUAAUGAACCUUUGUCCUCUUAUCUUAAGAUUUUGUGGCUCAUUCUUUGUUUUAGACCUUUAUGUUUUACUCAAUAUUGCGUCAAAAGCGUCCUCCACUUCCUCUGCAGAACACAGCACAAUAAGGACGAGAGGACAGACCGCGGUCCCCACACAGAUUCCUCAGCUGGGCAGAAUGUUUGAUCUGAAUUCUGAAGCUGUUUGUUUGCCCCGGGUAAAUGGGGCUAUUGUAUGCAAAUAUAGGGCCCAGAAGCAUAUGACCUCCCCAGUGCAGGGCAGUGGCUAGUGUGAGAGAAAUCAUUAGCAAUGCAAAGUCAUGGUGCUCUGAUACUCUUGUUCACAGUCACAGAUUGAAAAAAAAAAUCGUCUAAUGUCGAUAUAAAAGUUUCUGGAUGUACUUUAUUCCAAACUGGAGCUGAAGACCCGGAACCAAAGAUGAACUGGGCAUCGUUUUAUGCUGUCAUCAGCGGUGUGAACAGACACUCCACAGGCAUCGGUCGCAUCUGGCUCUCUGUCCUCUUCAUCUUCCGCAUCCUGGUGCUGGUGGUCGCAGCAGAGAGUGUGUGGGGCGACGAGAAGUCCGGCUUCACCUGCAACACACAGCAGCCGGGCUGCAACAGUGUCUGCUAUGACCACUUCUUCCCCAUCUCUCACAUCCGCCUGUGGGCGCUUCAGCUCAUCCUGGUCUCCACUCCUGCCCUGCUGGUGGCCAUGCAUGUGGCCCACCGCCGCCACGUCGACAAGAGGCUCUACAGACAGUCGGGACGGGCCAACCCCAAAGACCUGGAGCAGAUAAAGACCCAGAAGAUGAAAAUCACAGGUGCUCUCUGGUGGACGUAUGUCAUCAGCCUCUUCUUCCGUGUUGUCUUCGAGGUCAUCUUCAUGUAUUUGUUUUACAUGAUCUACCCUGGUUACAAGAUGAUCCGUCUGGUGAAGUGUGACUCGUACCCCUGUCCCAACACCGUGGACUGCUUCGUGUCGAGGCCCACAGAGAAGACUGUCUUCACCGUGUUCAUGCUGGCAGCGUCGGGGGUUUGUAUUCUGCUCAACAUUGCAGAGGUGGUCUUCUUGGUGGGGAAGGCCUGUAGUAAGCAUUUGCACGAUGCUGGGGACUCAACUAUGGGAGCAUGGAUCCAACAAAAACUCUGCUCAUUCUAAAAAAAAUACACAGAUUCCAUACCUGCACAUAGGAAUGUGAUAGUGAUCUUGGAUCCAGGCAGCAGGAUAUGAUUUAACUAAUAAAAUAUAGAAUAUACUGUACAUCACAGUUUGACAUGGUGAUGAUUUAUCCAGUGGUUAUAAUCUCAGUGAACUCAGUUUCACAUUAUUGUGCACCAGACUUGAAGUGAGCACUUUCACUGAAAAUACUAUACACACAGACACACACACACACACACACACAGACACACACACACACACACAGACACACACACACACACACAGACACACACACAUACACAUAUAAAUGUUGGAACUUGUGCCACGAACAAAACACUGUAAACAGCUGCACUUACAGCAACAACAAUAAUAAUGAUAACAUGAUAUAAUAACUUAACGUUUGGCCAAAUAAAGAUCAAUGAAGUAAUAGUUUUUAAAAUCGGACCACAUCACAGGCUUUCUUUGUCAUGGUCUUUUUUAAAUUUUGAUCAUGAUGAAGUUUUUUGGUCUAGAAAUGAAAUAAUUACGUUAAGAUUGUGUCUGCUGAUAAUACAAUGCAUUUCCAACAUUUCUGGUAUCUUCAUUUAUAAUAUUCCAUUAUUUACAUAAAAUGUGACCAAAAAGGACACUUUGUCUAAACUACGAUGAAUUGAAAUAAAGGACUGGGGCAUUUGUGGCUUUUCUUCAGCUGUCAUAAGUGAGAUGUUAUACUAACACAUGGGAAAUAUGUUGCGUUUCAUGAAUGUUAAAUGACAUAGUGUUUGUUUAAUACGGAUUCCUGGUGGUUAAAUGGCUCCUUUAGAAACAGAGAUAAAAUUUAAGACAGAAAAUAAAAAUUAUAUUUCAAUUUA
This is a messenger RNA of Scophthalmus maximus (turbot), 3681 nucleotides long. It is a transcript of the gene gjb1a, whose product is annotated as gap junction protein beta 1a. Bases 2108 to 2830 code for a protein of 240 amino acids. Gene Ontology annotation, biological process: cell communication. The transcript is spliced from 3 exons. NCBI's taxonomy places the organism in Eukaryota, Metazoa, Chordata, Actinopteri, Pleuronectiformes, Scophthalmidae. The record is from RefSeq and is a predicted model, not a curated record. Gene Ontology annotation, cellular component: connexin complex.